AUGGAAACUCAAGUGAAGUACAUGUGGGUUGUAGUGUUUGUUGUGAGUAUGAGCAUUGCAGGGUUCAAUGGAGUGGAUGCAACUCAUGAUUAUUAUGGUCCCUGUGGGAAACAUGACAUUGAGAAGGAAGCUCAGAAGCUGUCUCCAUGUACAUACGCUGCAAAAUACUGGAGAGCUCCGGUUUCUGAGCGUUGUUGUGCCAUAAUAGAGAAAAAGCUCAGCAAUCCAGGCUGCCUCUGCGCUAUUCUGCAAACUCGUACCGCAUACGAUGCGGGGGUGAGGCCAGAAGUUGCAGUGACCAUUCCAAAACGCUGCAACAUUGCAGUUCGUCCUGUUGGUCACAAGUGCGGAGGUUUCCCAUUUGUUUAA
Gossypium arboreum is the source of this 369-nucleotide messenger RNA. RefSeq lists its product as uncharacterized. The transcript is spliced from 2 exons. Gene Ontology annotation, molecular function: fatty acid binding. NCBI's taxonomy places the organism in Eukaryota, Viridiplantae, Streptophyta, Magnoliopsida, Malvales, Malvaceae. Bases 1 to 369 code for a protein of 122 amino acids. Gene Ontology annotation, biological process: systemic acquired resistance. The record is from RefSeq and is a predicted model, not a curated record.